Phycodurus eques (leafy seadragon) is the source of this 4574-nucleotide messenger RNA. RefSeq names its product Translocating chain-associated membrane protein 1-like 1-like. Lineage: Eukaryota; Metazoa; Chordata; Actinopteri; Syngnathiformes; Syngnathidae. Gene Ontology annotation, cellular component: endoplasmic reticulum membrane. Gene Ontology annotation, biological process: SRP-dependent cotranslational protein targeting to membrane, translocation; protein insertion into ER membrane. The transcript is spliced from 12 exons. The record is from RefSeq and is a predicted model, not a curated record. Bases 229 to 1344 code for a protein of 371 amino acids.
GUCAGUGACACAGGGCGGUACUGAAUGGGUUGUGGGAAAGGAAGGGCCCCUCAUCUGGCUUUACAAGGACACAUGAGCAGUGGACCACUGCGUGGACGGACUGCGGGGGAGCGAUCGGCCCUAAAGGGGAGCAAACAUCCAUCGGCUGCGCGGCGCAGGCUAGCAGCGGUGCGGGUCGCGGGAUCCCGCAGCAGCAGGAGGCUGAGAGUCCUGCCUACCGUGUGAGCCAUGGGCUUCCGAAAGAAGAACAAGAGCCCACCGGCUCUCAGCCACGAGUUUGUUAUCCAGAACCACGCCGACAUGGUGUCAUGCCUGGCUAUGAUCAUCCUCCUGGGCCUGAUGUUUGAGGUCACAGCAAAGUUUUCCAUCAUGUUCAUCACAGUCCAGUACAACGUCACACAAGUUCUUGAUGAAAAGAAUGAUCUAGUGAACCUUUACCAGUAUGGACCUAAAGAUGUGGCCACUGUGUUUUUUUACCUUCUAAUUGUCGUCAUCCUUCAUGCCCUGAUACAAGAGUAUAUUCUUGAUAAAAUGAACAGAAGGCUGCAUCUGUCAAAGACCAAACACAGCAAGUUCAAUGAAUCAGGGCAACUAGCAGCAUUUUACCUGUUCUCCUUCAUUUGGGGCUGCGGCAUCUUGACAGCGGAGGACUUUGCAAAAAAUCCCACUUUCCUAUGGGAGGGUUAUCCACACACUCACAUGGUUUUUCAGGUCAAGUUUUUCUACAUUUGCCAAAUUGCCUAUUGGCUCCAUGCACUUCCUGAGCUGUACUUUCAAAAAGUACGCAAGGAGGAUAUCCCCCGCCAACUGUACUACAUUUGCCUUUAUGUUGUUCACAUCGCUGGUGCCUACAUCUUAAACCUCCACCGACUCGGUGUCGUCUUGUUGGUCCCUCACUACUUGGUGGAGCUCCUGUUUCACGCCUCACGCCUCUUCUACUUCAGUGAUGAGAACAAGCAGAAAGGUUUCACUCUGUGGGCUUUGCUUUUCGUCAUCGCUCGCCUCCUCACGCUCACUCUUUCAGUCCUGACAUUUGGCUUUGGGUUGCCCCGGACAGAAAACCAAGGCUUUUCUCUUGUGGAAGGCAACUUUAAUGUACUCACCAUAAGGAUAGCAUGUUUGGCAGCCAUCUGCCUGACUCAGGCUUGGAUGAUGUGGAAGUUCAUCAAUUUCCAGUUGAAGAAGUGGAGAGAAAACACCCAGAUCCAGGCCUCAAAGAAGAAGACAGCCAGCCCAAAGAGCAAACCUCACAAAAGGGAGCUUACAAGAGCUGGAGCUGCCAAUGGAAUUGUGAAGCCUGAUGAUAAAACAUCACCACGGGCGAGAAGAGUUAAAAACUCAUAACAACGGCGAAGUUGAGAAAAAGAUGGCAUGGUGACAUACUCUAUGUUCUAUACACCACUUAGCACCGUGUCUACUGCGUUCUAAACAAAAUCACAAGGAAACCCCACAUAGCCGUCUCUUUGGUAUUGAGAUUCCCUUUGUGAGACACACUGCGAGUUCUUAACUUGGUUCUCUUUCUAUUGGAGCUUGGCAAGACAGAGUUGGGUCUGAUGCUUUAAACUGAACCGAUUUCACUCUUCAAAAAAGUGUCCUUUUGUGUACAACCAUGAUCCUACGUUGAGUUGUUUUCCACUGUUAUGACAUGGAAUGAAUCCAAAUUUUGGUUCUUUAAAAUGCAACUUAAUGUGAAGUUUUAAUUUACACGUAAACUGUACAAGGUUGAUUGGUUGUUUGAUUAUUUGUUUAGUUGUUUGUCAUAUUUUUGUUUGGGCCUUAAUUAGUUAAACUGACCAAACAGGCUGCUGAGUCAUGUCCCUAAAAAUUAUGUUUUUUUUUUUUUGUCUUUUUGUUUUUGUUUUGUUUGUUUUUCAGGAAAAAACACAUCCCUAUUAAUCACUGUGUAUAGUAGUAAUGUUAUUUAGGUACUGUGUUAAAGUUGUGAGUUAAUGAUAAUUUAUUCCAAUUAUGAUGGCCAGUGCCUUUGAAAUCCAACGCCGUAUUGAGGCAUUUUUUUCUCAUUUUAUGUAAUCCUCACUCACCUGGUUCUCAGCUUCACCCUGCUCAAGGGGACUCUCCACAUCUGGAAGCUGUGCUCGAACCUCUGAGGCUUUAACGUAUGCAUACAGUUAAAUCCAACUAUCAGCAUGAGUAGACACUUGAGCAUGAAGGCUGCAACUCAGUGUUUUUGUAUGGUAACGUUGUCAAUGCAUGGUAGUUUGAACACACUGGCUAACGCCUACCUGUGCUAUUGAGUUUGCUACUCUCUCUCUCAUACACACACACACAGACAGAAGCAUUCAGUGGCCUUUUUUACAACUGCUGCAAGAGGGUUAUUUAUUUUUAUCACAGACUAUUGAUGGUUAUUGUAACCAGCAAACACAGCGGUACAUAGCAACUGUGUUCAGUUAUUCCAAACAAUACAAUCCUUCUUCAAGUGUCCUUAUAAUGUCAGUGAGCUGUAUCACUUGUUCUGCUUGUGUUUGUUCUGUCUGCAUUCUCAUUUUUUCCUUUUACAUUUUGGUGCCUCAAAGCAUAAACUGUUCCCCAGCUUACAUCCUGUGGUGCAAUGGGAGGUGUGUCUAUGUGCGUUCUGCUUAUUGUAGAUGUGUGUGAAUCAACUUGGCCUGAAUUAUGAUGACGACAAAUCUGUUUGUCUGUCUGUAACUUGUCUGUUGAAGAAAAAAAUGACAGCCUGUGUGCAGUGCAUGAAUUGUAAGAAUAUGUCAAUUAAAUCCUGCCUCAUCUGAUCCCCUGCAAACUUUAAAGAAUGCCUGUUACACAUUUCUGCGUGUAAAAGGCUAAGUUGCAAAAGUUGCAGUUGCUAAAUGUUUGUGUUUGCACACCCCCAGAUAACGUUCCCUUUUUUUUUUGAGUGCCUGUGAUUGUGUUUAGCUGCUAGGUAUCACUCAAAUGGUCCUGCCUGUUGGACCUUAUCUUUCCUCUCCUGGACCAUUGGAUCUGUGAAGAGAAAGAAUUCAGAGUUUGUUUGGAGUCUCAGUGUAGAAACAAAACAGGGAAGAAAUAAAAAUGCCAAUCCUGUUUGCUGCUUUUAGUUCACCAUAUUGAGAAUUGGGCAGUCCACUUAGAGUAGUGUUUGACGGUGUCUCACAAUAGAAAGAAAAGCAGAGGACUAUCGAAGACAUAAAAGCAACCCUAAAAUGUAAUAAGUGUCAGAUUGUAAAAGCUAUUUUUAUAUUGGGGUCGUCAGACUCUAUUGUUAUUCUAAAUGGUGUGAAUAUGUUUUGCAUUUAAAUAGUUUUCAAUCCAAGAAUGAAGCCUGCUAAACUGUUAGUGUGGGUAUAUAUUGUUGCGUGAGUGUAUAUUUAAUUUCAUUGCUUUAUUUAAGUUGUAUUUUGACCAUGAUCUAAUAAUCUACAUAACCAAACUAUUAGAACAAGGGUGGGCAAACGUUUGUGCUCAAGGGCUACAUUUGAUUUUUAAAAUUGACAGAUGGACCAGAUCAUUGGAGAGGUAAAAAAAAAAAGGUGUAUGUAAAAUGUGUAAAAAAAAAUGUAUGUGUAUUAUUAAGUACAUCGAUUAUAAUUGAUAAACCAAUAUUUUGAUACAAAAAGACACAAUAUUAUUUAAUUAGAUAAAAACAAUACAAAAUAAAUAAAUGAAAAUAUUCAUUUUAAUUUGCCAAUUUUAGGGGUGGAAAACUAACUUAAAGCAAAUAAAUAUUACAGUUUUGUUAAUAAUAUAAAUGCUUGGUGGCCCAGAUUAAAGAACAGAGCAGGACGUAUGUGGCCCAUGAUUUAGAGCCUUGCUCAUCUGCAAUCUGCAAUUUGGCUCUGCAUUAUGUACUCUACUGCAGUCAAACUGCACAGUAUAUUUGCCAAAAAUGCAACGUUUGCAAAAAAUAAAUAAUAAUAAUAAUAAAUAAAAUGCAUCACACAAUACACACAUUUGGCAUUGUUUGUUGGAAUGAUAAAUUGGAGAUGCCAUCAAUCCAUUUUCAGUACCGCUUAUCUUCACUAGGGUCGAGGGCGUGCUGGAGCCUAUCCCAGCUAUCUUCAGGCGAGAGGCGGGGCACACCCUGUACUGGUCGCCAGCCAGUCACAGGGCACAUAUCAACAAACAAACAACCAUUCACACUCACAUUCACACCUAUGGGCAAUUUAGAUUCUUCAGUUAACCUAUCAUGCAUGUUUUUGGGAGGUGGGAGGAAACCGGAAUACGCGGAGAAAACCCACACAUGCACGGGGAGAAAAUGUAAACCCCACACAGACGAGGCUGGGAUUUGAACCCAGGUCCUCAGAAAUGUGAGGCAGAUGCGCUAAGCAGUCAUACACCAUGCUGCCAUAAAUUGGAGAAAAUAAUCUAUUUGCCUUUUUAACUGACAUUUGCAAAUGCCUUUGCUUUGAAAAAGACAUGUUUUGAUUGCAUUUUUUCAUAUUUCAUUUUUGGAUGGAUUUAUUUUUAUGUAGCUACCUGUUAUGUGAUGAUUGUGCAUUUGCUUUUUCAAAUGUUUUCUCUGAAAUGGUCUGCUGGUAAAUAUAAAUACGGUAUAUAUUUAUGCAAAUUCAUGUGUGUUCUGAUCACCUUGUUGUCACUUUUUACAUUUUGUGUUU